Messenger RNA from Seminavis robusta, 807 nucleotides. The record is from the annotation of a GenBank genome assembly. Lineage: Eukaryota; Bacillariophyta; Bacillariophyceae; Naviculales; Naviculaceae.
AUGACAGAGCCCACUGCCAGUACCACCAACGAUGACGAGAAGAAGAACGACAAGAACGCUGUAGAGAACAGCGAGGAAGAAGAUGAUGAAGACUACAAUCCAGAGCAGGAAAAGGAAGAGGAGGACGGCGACGAAGAACCCAUGAUGGCAGAAGUGGUCGAAGAAGAGACGACUCUGUUGGCACCGGCGCAAAAACGGGCUGUCGAUCAAGCCUUUCAAGACCUUUUUGGAUACGCAUGGGGCACCAGUUUUCAACUUCCACGGCGCAGAGGGAAAAUGGACCAAAAGACCCAGCUCUUGGUCCAAGCCUUGGGACCCAUGCGAGCGGCUCGCAUUCUGCAAACGGGAGCGUCGAUUCGCCCCAGUAAUAAUAAGCGACGGAGACCUGCCGCUCUUCAACAACAACAACAACCAAAAUGGACGGCAUCCACAACUAGUAGCACUGCCUCUCAACAGCAACAACAACAAUCCACUCAAUACGAGACCAAACUGUUUGCGGGCCAAAAGAUCCAAGUGGCCGUCCAACCAGGAGGACAGACCACUACUGUUACCAAAAAGCCAUCCGGUGGCAUUGAUUCCGUCUUGCAACAAAUUGCCGGACAUUCCAAAAUAUCCACCGUGGCCAAAACAUCCGCCGAUUGGGACUCGUUCAAGACCGAAACGGGGCUCGAGGCAGAGCUAGAGAAAAAGGCCCAAGGAAAAGACGCCUUUCUCGUCAAACAAGACUUUCUCGGUCGCGUCGACGGUCGCAAAUUUGAAUUGGAAAAGGAAGAACGAGAUCGGGAAAGGAGUAAGCGGGGAACUUGA